AACAAAUCAAAUCCAAUCAAGAAAACAAAGAGAAAUAAGAACUCAGAAUGUCUCCGAAACCCAUUUUUCGGGAAUACAUUAUCGGUUCAAAGGAUGUCCCGCCAAUUGAAGGUUUCCCAGUAGAAAUCAUCAACAAAAGAAUCCCACAAUUUCACUUCAUUUUGGCCUUUGCCUCAGAUGAUUACGUUGAGGAUGCUAGCGGCAAGAAACAAGGGAAGGGAAAUUUCCGUGCAAAUUGGAACGUGACCAAGUUCAGUGCUAAAAGUAUCAGAGAACUAAAGGCAGAUUACGAGGGUGUGAAGGUGGUAAUAAGCCUUGGAGGUCGUGGCACCGAUUUUCCAUUCAAUCCUAAAGACAAAGAAAUAUGGAUUGACAAUGCCAAGAAAUCACUCAACGAGAUAAUNUCAGUGCUCUACAAGUUUCAUNUUGAAACUGUGAUUGAUGGCAUUGACAUCAACUAUGAGCACAUCGAAUCCAGUGAAGAUGACUUUGCUUACAGCAUAGGCAAAGUCAUAGAUUACCUCCAAACCACCAUCAGUGGACUCGUGGUCUCCAUUGCACCCUCAAAACCUGUCCUUCCCCACUACCAGCAGUUGUUCCAGGCUAAUCCAAACCGUAUUCACUGGGUGAAUUACCAGUACUACGAUCAGAAAGUCCCCAGCACACACGAAUUUGUCAACCUCCACAAAACCCUAAUAGACACCUUCGGUGUUGACAAGCUCUUGGCAGGUUUCAGCACUGAUCCAAAAGACAAGGGUAACAUAUCCCUUGAGGUCUUCGUUGAGGGUGUCCUACAACUCAUCGCAUCUGGUUCACUUGCUGGAAUUUUUGUUUCAGAUGCUCAGUCCUCCCGCUUGAUUGAGCCUCCCCUCUACGUUGAGAAAAAGGCACAAGAGAUCCUCACUGGAUCCGAUUAGGUCUUCUCAACACGAUUCUAUCACACUGUGCUCUGUGCUUUCCUUGUAUUAUAUCUAAUGGGGUCAUUCUCACACGCUAUGAUUACUCAUACAUAGUCCAUGUGCUACUAAAUAAGACCCUUAUCUUCUUGCGUGCUUUUUGUUUCUGUGUGCCUUCUGUAUUCACUCCUUCUAAAUAAAAUUUCCGUCUCUCUUUUAUCAU
Messenger RNA from Vigna radiata var. radiata (mung bean), 1119 nucleotides. Its product is annotated as chitinase 2-like. NCBI's taxonomy places the organism in Eukaryota, Viridiplantae, Streptophyta, Magnoliopsida, Fabales, Fabaceae. The record is from RefSeq and is a predicted model, not a curated record. Bases 48 to 917 code for a protein of 289 amino acids. Gene Ontology annotation, biological process: carbohydrate metabolic process. The transcript has a single exon.